Molecule: messenger RNA, 900 nt
Organism: Neodiprion virginianus
Lineage: Eukaryota; Metazoa; Arthropoda; Insecta; Hymenoptera; Diprionidae
Product: farnesol dehydrogenase-like
Exons: 5
Coding region: 38-799 (253 amino acids)
Source: RefSeq, a predicted model, not a curated record
CAAAUCAUUUGCAGUCAUCUUCAACACUCGAACAGCCAUGGAUCGUUGGGUCGGGAAAGUCGCCGUUGUAACUGGAGCGAGCUCAGGAAUCGGUGCCGCGAUUGUCGAGGGCCUCGUCGAGGCCGGAGUUCAGGUCGUGGGACUGGCGAGGCGUUUGGAAAAGCUGGAAGCUUUGGCGGCGAGCCUCGAAGGGACUCCGGGGAAGCUUUACCCGAGAAAGUGCGACGUCCGGAAGGAAGAAGAGCUGCUGGAUGCUUUCAAGUGGGUUAAGGCCGAGCUCGGGGGCGUCGACAUCCUCGUGAACAACGCCGGUAUCGCUAAUUCCAAGCAAAUCAUCGACGACAAUGUCGAUUCCUUCCGCGGUAUUCUCGAAGUGAAUGUACUCGCCAUGGCCAUAGCCAUUAGAGAAGCCGUCGCUUCGAUGAAGAGCCGUGACGUCGAAGGUUACAUCGUCAACAUCAAUAGUACCCGUGGUCACCCGAUAUCCCCGAACCCCAAUUUUCCAACGAGCAUGUACAUACCUAGUAAAUACGCCGUUACUGCACUGACUGCGACCGUGCGACAAGAACUCGCCGCUGAUCCCAACAACAAGAUUAAAAUAACGAGCAUCAGUCCCGGGUUCACUAAGACGGAUAUCGUUCACGCGUCAAACGUCCCGAAUGCUGAUAAUUUCUUCGAAUCAGUUCCCCACCUUGAUUCUAAGGAUAUUGCUAAUGCUACGCUCUACGUUCUGGGAACUCGGAAUGUUGUCCAGGUGACAGAAUUGACGGUACGUCCCACUGGUCAACUUCUUGAUUAGCAUUGUGUCCGAUAUGCAGAUCAUCGAUUAAAUCUAUAGAAUCGUAUCAUACAGUGUAAGAUGUUCUCGAAAAUAUAAAGAUUACAAAUGAUUGAAACUGA